UCUCCAACUUUGGUCGGCCAAGCCGGAUCGGAUAGCGCUGAUCUCGAUCUGUACAUUUAGGGCUUCGUCUUCUCUCCAUCGCGAUCCCUUGUUGCUUCAGGUUCCAUAUCGUCAAGCGGCGGCCAUGGCGAAGAUGAUCACGCUCAAGAGCUCCGAUGGCGAGGUGUUCGAGGUCGAUGAGGCGGUGGCCAUGGAGUCGCAGACGAUCAAGCACAUGAUCGAGGACGACUGCGCUGAGAACGGCAUCCCGCUUCCCAACGUGACCUCCAAGAUCCUCGCCAAGGUCAUCGAGUACUGCAGGAAGCACGUCGACGCCUCUGCUGCUGCCGCCUCCAAAUCCUCUGAUGACUCUUCCAAGCUCGCCGACGACGAGCUCAAGUCCUGGGAUGCCGAGUUCGUCAAGGUCGAUCAGGCUACCCUCUUCGACCUUAUCCUGGCUGCAAACUAUCUGAAUAUUAAAGGGCUGCUGGAUUUAACUUGCCAAACCGUAGCUGACAUGAUCAAGGGGAAGACACCGGAGGAGAUCCGUAAAACCUUCAACAUCAAGAACGACUUCACCCCCGAGGAAGAGGAAGAGGUGCGGAGGGAGAACCAGUGGGCCUUUGAGUGAUGAACACUCCGCGCUCUCCAGACGUCCUUCUCAUCCUUCGAGUCAUAAGCAGUCGUGAUGGAUGUUUUUGGGGUAAUUUCGAACCUUUUGUUGAUCAUUAAGCAGGGAGUGCUCUGUGUCUCAUGUAGUUGGAAACUAUGACGACCAACAACGACUACUCUCUUUGACGAACAAUUUGCAAUUUACAUGGAUGAUUCUGUAUCACUUUGCUAG
Musa acuminata subsp. malaccensis (wild Malaysian banana) is the source of this 823-nucleotide messenger RNA. Its product is annotated as SKP1-like protein 1. Gene Ontology annotation, cellular component: nucleus; cytoplasm. Gene Ontology annotation, biological process: SCF-dependent proteasomal ubiquitin-dependent protein catabolic process. The record is from RefSeq and is a predicted model, not a curated record. NCBI's taxonomy places the organism in Eukaryota, Viridiplantae, Streptophyta, Magnoliopsida, Zingiberales, Musaceae. Gene Ontology annotation, molecular function: cullin family protein binding.